This is a messenger RNA of Mesorhabditis belari, 1329 nucleotides long. The record is from the annotation of a GenBank genome assembly. Lineage: Eukaryota; Metazoa; Nematoda; Chromadorea; Rhabditida; Rhabditidae.
AUGUCGGACAAGCCGGAGAGCAGCAAGACUCGACGCGAAGAGCAUAUCAUCGAUCCAUUGUUCCAAAAGGAUUUCUUGUCACAGUUGCCAGUGGAGAUUGCUUAUCGCAUCAUCGCCCAUUUGACACCGCGCGAUUUGGUGACUUGUGCUGGUGUUUCGCGGACGUGGCAACGGAUUUGUGAAAAUGAUCGAACGUGGCGACAGAAAUGUUUGGAGAAAGGAUAUGUGAAACUUGAUGCGCCAAGCUUUCGUUUUCUCGGAGGCUGGUCGGCGAAUCGAGCAAAUGAGGAAGCGGGAAUCACAAUCUUCUCACAUAUGAACCUUCAAGAAGCACAUCAGAAUCGACGAGAACGCGAGAUCGCAUAUGGACAGUGUUAUGAGCGAUCGUCAUGGAAGUCACUGUACUUGCGGAAGCAGCGAAUCAUUUCCAAUUGGCGAUCCCGACCGAUUCAAUCAAGCACUGUUCUAAAGAGCCACGAUCAACAUUCGAUCAAUUGUCUACAAGUUCACUCUGGUCUUAUCAUUGCUGAUUCUAAUAAUGAUAAAAAGUUGCGGGUCUGGAAUGUUGAUGAUGCUCAACUGGCUUUCACUCUAACUGGCCAUAUGGGUCGUGUUUUGACGUCUCAAGUUAGCGAUGAUGGUAAAUACAUUGUCAGUGGCUCGACUGAUCGAACGGUGCGCGUUUGGUGUGGUCAAACCGGUGUACAGCGUCAUGUUCUGCAGGGGCAUACGGGUGGUGUUCCCUGCAUAAGUCUACAUGGCACAACUCUUGUUUCUGGAUCGCGCGAUCAAACGCUCCGAGUCUGGGACAUUGUCGACGGGAAAUGCCUUCACAUUUUGGCUGGCCACUUGGGGGAGGUGCGUUGUGUACAAUUUGAUGGAAAACGGGUUGUGUCUGGUGCCGAUGAUUGUACUGUAAAGGUUUGGAAUGUGCAGACGGGGGAGUGUUUGCACACGCUGACGGGUCACACGAAUCGAGUCGAUUCACUUUUGUUUGAGCCAGAGCGCGAUCUUGUCGUCUCGGGAAAUAGUGAAACGAUUCGCGUCUGGGAUGUGCGAAGUGGAACAUGCAUCGCGAUUCUUGAUUCGAUUCAGGAUCAGUUCUUCUCUGACAUGCAGCUUCGCGGAAACAUUUUGGUCUCCUACUAUGCCUACAGGAACGUUGGGGUUUGGGACAUUCGUAACGGUGGUUCGUGCAUUCAUCGCCUGCAAGGCGUAAAUGGUCACACGUCGACCAUCACUUCAUUGCAAUUGCUCGACUCGGGACUUUUGGUAACAAGUUCUUAUGAUGGCUCGGUCAAGCUGUGGGAUGUGGAUAAAGGUAUCUUU